AUGUCUGAGUCGUCGCAUUCUACCGGUUUCUUAGAAUGUUGGUGUAGAAAAAGGGCUGUUAUUCGCACAUCAUGGACGGCCGACAACCCGGGCAAGAGAUUUCAUUCUUGCCUCGGCUACAAGAAUGGAGGCUGCAAUUUUUUCUCUUGGGUCGACCCUCCUACCUCUGACCGGUCUCAAACAAUCAUGCCUGGGUUAUUGAAGAAGAUGAAUGCACUGGAGAGAGCAAAAGAAAACUUAAAAUUUGAGAAUACCAAGUUGGAGGACAAGGUUGAAAAACUGGAAGAGAAGAUUGAAAAACUGCAGAAAAAGGUUGAAAAAUUGUAA
Striga hermonthica is the source of this 327-nucleotide messenger RNA. The record is from the annotation of a GenBank genome assembly. Lineage: Eukaryota; Viridiplantae; Streptophyta; Magnoliopsida; Lamiales; Orobanchaceae.